Messenger RNA from Megalops cyprinoides (Indo-Pacific tarpon), 5028 nucleotides. It is a transcript of the gene cfap43, whose product is annotated as cilia and flagella associated protein 43. Gene Ontology annotation, cellular component: axoneme. Gene Ontology annotation, molecular function: protein binding. The record is from RefSeq and is a predicted model, not a curated record. Gene Ontology annotation, biological process: cilium assembly; sperm axoneme assembly. Bases 16 to 4977 code for a protein of 1653 amino acids. Lineage: Eukaryota; Metazoa; Chordata; Actinopteri; Elopiformes; Megalopidae. The transcript is spliced from 38 exons.
UGUGAUUUUACACAGAUGGAUAAUCUGGGGACUUUGGAAGUCAGGUGGGCACAGGGUUUAACCAGCCAGAAUGUUGAAUUUGUGGACAACAAAACAGCGUGCUAUACCUGCGGGAACUACAUAGUUUUCCUCAACGUGGAGACCAAGAAGAGAAGCAUCAUGCUGAGUCCAGGACGAGGCGUAGGGGCGUUUACAGCGACCGGGCAGCGCAAGAUGCUGGCCUUCUCUGAGCAGAAACCAGAGCCCUCCAUAUUUGUGUACAGUUACCCCGAGCUUGUUCUGAAGAACGAACUAAAGGGCACAGCCAAGCUGGAGUAUACCUCUCUCGCAUUAAGUUGUGCAGGUCCUUAUUUAGCCUGUUUCUCUUCCGUCCCAGACCACAUCGUAACAGUAUGGAACUGGGAAAGCGGGACUGUUCUCUGCAGUCAACCGACAGGUGGAAGGGAAGUCACUAAUCUGAUGUUCAAUCCCACGAACUGGCAGCAGCUCUGUGCUACAGCCGCGUCAUCAGUCGCUGUCUGGAACGUUGAAAUGUGUGGAGAGCUUCAUGUAAUGACAGCAAGUGUGAUCAGUCUCCCAGCAGCUGAUGGCUCAGUGUUUGAGGCAGAGGCCAAGGCCAAACCCUCACAGGGUCACAAUGAAACCCUCAAUUACGAUGGACCUAAGAUGCCCAUCUCAGCUAUCGCGGGGUUAACCGGAGACGAAGCGCACGGAUUUGUGCCGAAAGAAAAGAUGAAGGCCAAGCUGUGCCCGAGCUCAAUGUGCUGGACAGCUUCUUCCGACCUGUACGUGGGCUGCAGUGAGGGACACCUGCUGCAGGUGAACCCUGACAGCCAGACUGUCUCCAUUCUCCUCAAUCCCCAAAAUCCCGGUGACCUCUCAGACAACGACCAACGGCUGCAGCAGGGUGGUGUGCAAAGCAUGGCAGUAUCCAAGGAAGGCCUCUUUGCAGCAGGAAAUGAUGGAAUUUUACGCUGCUUACAAAUUAAGGGGAACUAUGUGGAGAUAACGGAUCUCUGGGAUGUAGGAGAGCCAGUCACAUAUACAGCCUUCUCCCCUGAUUAUGAAAUGAUGCUUCUCUCAUCCACUAAUGGCCGGAUUUACAGUUACACAUCAGACCAGCCUGAGAAGGGUGAUAAAGUCUUAGAUGUUCUAACUGGAGACUUUGUGGCAGCUUUUCCACUGUACACCGAUAAGAAGAAUCUCUGUGUGUCACUGAGAGACUCUGGUGAGCUGCAGCUAUGGUCCAUAGAUGAUGAGUCAUGCAUCAGCUCCAUCUCUCUCCAAACACAGGUGACCUGCCUGGCAUGUUGCCCGACCGCUAACUACGUUGCCGUGGGGACGGUCUCUGGACACGUCCUGUUUGUGGACCUCACCAGGGAGGAGGGGCCCCGCAUGGUUCACCGCCUGCAUCUCUACCAUGUGCCUGUGGAGCACCUCAGUUUUGACCAAGGAGGAAACUUUCUCAUCACUGGGGCCUCUGAUUCAAGCAUAUUUGUUUUGGAUGCCAGACCGUCUAAAAUGUUUGGCAUCUUUGGAUACACAGGUAUUUCAGGUGCCAUCGUGGACCUGUCCACUCAGUACUGCAAAGACAGUAAGCAGGUGAAAGUGCUGGCGCUGUGUGCUGGGAAGGAGGAGGGGCCACUGAAAGAAGGGAGCCGAUUGGUGCUUUUCUCUCUCCCCAUCAAGCAGCUCACAGGGGCAGGGGAGUGUGCAGACCUGCACGGCUGCCUGUCCAGUGACCUUCUCCAGAAGUACCAGUGUGAGGUCACUCAUCCCCUCUCCUCCGCUGUGCUGGGACCCAAAAACAACAUAUACGGCUACUCCAACAAGUCUAAAACUUUACAAAGACUCCAGGUCCCAAAGGGUAAAGGGUCUUCAACCCCUACAGCGGUGGUUAAGCUGACCCCGGAACAGGAAGUGGAGGGUCACCCCCUGGGCCCUGCAUCACUGCUGCUGUCACCACACCAGCUCUGGCUCGCGUCGGUCGGCAAAGAUGGACUCCUGCGAAUUCGAGAGACUUCCAGUAUAGAGAAGUAUGUUGAAAUGAGAUGUCACGCCUGUUGGCUGGGUGGGGUUCGGAAUGUGGCCUUCAGCGCAGACGGUCAGACCCUCAUUACCACUGGCCAUAAGGAUGGCUCCAUGGUCUGUAUGCAGCUCAGGCUAAACUCACGCAGUAAAGCUGAUGAGGCCACGCGGUACGGUCGGACCAUGCUGGCAGCGCUGGAGAGCUCCCGUUCUGCAGAGAAUCCCACUCUGAGCCAGCUGCCCGAGUGGAACCCCCCAGCUCUGUCUCAGAGUGCUGAUGAGACAGCCCAGGAUCAGAGCUACACCAGCGUCUCUUCUGCUGUGCCCUCUGACCCCACCUGGCUGGACAACAAACACCAGGAGGCCAUCAAAAAGGAGAGUGAGCAGUACGCAGGGGCGAGGAACAGUCUGAGGAGAGACGUCAGGCAGCUGCGGGAAACAAUCCAGGCAAUGAUGCGUGAGAAUGAGACCCUGUCAGACAUGGAAAAACUGGAGCCUCAGGAGUUCAACCUGGACAUCGACCAGCAGAAGAGGCUGCAGGCCGAGGGAGAGGAGGAGGUCAACAAGGUCCGAAAUGAGACUGAACUGGAGAACCUUGCCAAGUCCUAUCUGUGCGAGGUUAUCAAGAAAGAAUGCUGGGAUUCCAUGAAGGUCAAGGGGCAAGCCAUCAAGGCUUUCCAUUCUGAGCACGAGGUGAAGAACUACCCCAUGAAGGCACGUCUCCCAAGGGAACAGGAAGAGCUGGAGAGAGUGCACAGCAUGAGGCAGAUCGAACUGGCAGACGAAAAACUCCAGAAGGAGAUCUUUGGCAAAAAAAUGAACUCACCGGGAGCGGAGGAAGAGGAGGAUGAGGAAGAGGAGAGAGCGGAGAGCGCGGCCCUGAGUGGCAGCCUCAGCGCCCGGUUUGGCUGCUGUGACCCCUUCCUGCACAGCCAGUUCGACCUGCACGUCAGAGAGCAGAAGAUCAACCAGAUCACCAUGCUGCUGGAUGUCAUUUUCAAAGUAAAGAGCGCUUUCAACAAGGAGUUUGAGGCUGUGUACAAGCAGAAAGAGCAGGAGAUCAACCGGGCGAGAGACAAGAACAGGAGGAUCACUGAGAUCAUGGCGGAGCUGGAGGUGAAAGAGGAGCUGUGGGAGCCGACCCUAUCUGACAGCGAGAGGCCGGAGAGGGCACUCACCGUGCUGGACUCAGAGGUUAAAGUAGAAAAAUACCUCACCCCAGAACAAAAGCUGAAAGCAGAGAAGCUGAGGAAGACAGAGGAACAAAGACGACUCGCUGCCAAGGGUGAUAACAUCAGAGAGAGAGCCCUGGAUGACAUGAUGGGUGGAGUCUUAGAGAUGAAGAAAGAAGAUAUUUUGAAAAUGGAGGUUCCACAGCCUGAGUUCAUGUCCAGGCCCAUGGUGGAGUGGACGGAGGACGACAAAAAGAACUUUAAGGAGUACGAGAAAAAAGCGAAGGAACUGAGUGAGGAGCAGGAGAAACAUCGAAAGGCAUUGGAGACUGAAAUGAAGAAAUUACAGUCAUCCAUCAAGGAGGCCACCCAAGCUUUCGAUGAGGUCCUGGGUCGGCUCUUUGAGAGGAAAGUGAUUUCUGAAAUGGUUAUAUAUCAGGAAGAGCUGAAGAUUGCCAAUCUGAUCCACUCUCUCCUGAUGGAGGAGGAAAUUCACAACAGAGAGAAAGAACUUAGCCACAGGCUUGACAAAUCAAUGGCCCUAAAGAAUGACAUUGAGGAGGAGAUAGACAAAUAUAAAGAGAUUGUGGAUGCUUUCCGAGAGGUCUACGAUACUGCCGUUGUAGAGGACAAGCUGCUUGACAGAGGGUUCAGGAGGGAGUUUCCUGAUGUUCCUUGCCUCCUGGUCGAUCAGCUGUAUAAGUUAUACAAACGCAGACCAAGGGUGCCGAGGAUGAGGACGCAGACGGACAGCAGCUCCUGCAGAGAGCGGCCGCCGUCGGGCAGGGGGGCCAGCGAGGGCCAGUCCCUGAUGAUGAAGGCCAUGGCGGAGCUGGACGACCCGGCCAACAUGCCUGAGGAGCUGGACCCCGCCGUGUGGAAGCGCUUCUGCCUGGCCAGGAGAGCCAAAGUGGAGAGUGAACAGCUGGUGAAAGAGAGGGCACUGACUCUAGCCGAGAUGCAGGCUUUUCUGCAGAGAAGAGUCGAUGAAGACGAUGCUAUCAAACUAAAGAUAAAGAAUAUUAUGGCUGAACUGAACAGCCUGCGUGAGGAAAAGAUGGUGUUCCAGCUGGAUCUGAUGGUGCAGAUCCUCUUAAAACAGGGCCAGGUGGAGGUGGAGACUGGCAGAUUCAUCGCAGAUUUCUCUGACUCACAGCUCCUCCACAGGAGUAUGGUGGAGGACCUGAAUGCAACCAUUAGGGCUUUAGGAGACCAGAAGAUUGCCACCAUGGUGGAGAUUAAGGACUUCAGGAAGGGCAUCAUUCAGCAGGAGUGGGAGAACAAACGCAUGUCCAUGCAGAUAGAGGACCUCACCAACAAGGCGCGAGAUAUCCAGAUGCUGCGCGUUACCUUGGAGCUGCAGGAGUACCUGGGCACAACAGAUCAUGACAAGCGUAGGCAAAAGCAGGCUUCAAAUGUGGAACAAAACAUGACACUGCAGGAAAAGACUCACAGAAAAGACCUGAGGAACACUAAGAAACUAAUCGAUGAGCUGGCCAGGCAAGCGGGACAAAAGGCUGAGCAGAGCAUCCACCUGGAUGAGCAGAUAGCCAGCCUGAAGGUCACGGUGGCCGAGAGGACGCUCAUAUGCGAAGCCAUAGCCACGGAGGAGUCCCAGCACAGCAGCGGGGAGGAGAGGUACCAGGAGAUCGUUGAGAGGAAGAGGCUGAUGGACCUGGCCAAAGCCCAGGCGGAGGAGCUGGCGGAGCUGAGAGCCGAGGUGGAGAGGAUGAGGAUGAGGACGUUCCCGGCCCUCACACAUCUGAAGUACGACUGAGAGAGGGAACAUGCCAACCUCUGCAGUCUGCAGCCUUCAGUCCACACAAGU